AGAGAGAGAGAGGGAGCAGAGAACAGAGAACAGAGAACAGACCAGGGAGAAACGUCCAGUCGAUGCCAGUCCACCCUGAGCUUCCUUAGCAGAGAGUUCUCGUGGAGGAAGUUGUGUCCAGACGUGCACGUAGAGGUGGAGAUAGUUUCAACUUUUCUCGGCACAACUGCACAGACUUUGCACGACGAGGCGGUUUUACACGAGUGCGAAUCGGGACAGUGUCCGAUAAAGAGUUGCAGCAGCGAGGAACCACCUCCACCAGCAGCACCAGGUCCACGUCGUGCCGGAGAAGAAGAGGAGGUGAAGAAGGAGGAGGAUAGAAGUUUCCGCUGUUUUGUUUUGUCACCGCGGAGCUGGUGAAUCCGCAGGAAUGUCGCAGAUGGAGAGACCCGCUUUCUACCGACAGGAGCUCAACAAAACCGUGUGGGAGGUUCCGGAGCGAUAUCAGAACCUUUCUCCUGUGGGCUCCGGCGCGUACGGAUCCGUGUGUUCAGCAUAUGACGUGAAGUCAUGCCUGAAGGUGGCGGUGAAGAAGUUGUCUCGACCCUUUCAGUCCAUCAUCCACGCGAAGAGAACCUACAGAGAGCUGCGGCUGCUCAAACACAUGAAGCAUGAGAAUGUGAUUGGACUAUUAGACGUCUUCACUCCAGCGACAAGCUUAGAGGAGUUCAAUGAUGUGUAUUUGGUGACUCACCUCAUGGGGGCCGACCUCAACAACAUCGUCAAGUGUCAGAAGCUGACCGACGACCACGUCCAGUUCCUCAUCUACCAGAUUCUCAGAGGCUUAAAGUACAUCCAUUCAGCAGGUAUCAUCCACAGAGACCUGAAGCCGAGCAAUCUGGCUGUGAAUGAAGACUGUGAGCUCAAGAUCCUGGACUUUGGUCUGGCCCGGCACACAGAUGACGAAAUGACGGGCUACGUAGCGACACGGUGGUACCGGGCCCCGGAGAUCAUGCUCAACUGGAUGCACUACAACAUGACAGUGGAUAUCUGGUCAGUGGGCUGCAUCAUGGCGGAACUCCUCACUGGACGGACACUCUUUCCCGGUACAGACCAUAUAAACCAGCUUCAGCAGAUCAUGCGUCUGACGGGGACACCACCAGCCUCACUCAUCAGCAGGAUGCCCAGCCACGAGGCGAGGAACUACAUAAACUCACUCCCUCAGAUGCCGAAGAGGAACUUCGCUCACGUGUUUAUUGGUGCCAACCCUCUUGCCGUGGACUUGCUGGAGAAAAUGCUGGUGUUGGACACAGACAACCGGAUCACGGCGUCCGAGGCUCUCGCUCACACGUACUUUUCCCAGUACCAUGAUCCAGAAGACGAGCCCGAGGCGGAGCCCUACGACCAGAGCUUUGAAACCCGCGAGCUGGAGAUUGAGGAGUGGCAGAAAUUAACCUACGAGGAGGUUCUCAGCUUUGUUCCACCAAUAUUAGACGGCGACGAGAUGGAAUCCUGAGGAAGAAGCAACUUUUCUUCUUUUCUUUUUUUGUUUUCCAAGGGACUUUAUUUGAAAGGACUAUCAGUCUCAAGUGACUAUCCACCACUAUCAUUGCACAGACAUGUCAUUCAAGUGCCUGCCGUCAUUCAUGUGUGGGGGAGUUUGCAGUAUCAGGGAUAAAAGUCUCCAUCCUGUUCGUCCUACAGCCUCCUCCUCCUCGCUGUGUCGUUUCUGUUUCACUGCGUCCAAACAUUAAUUCUCCCUCCUCAUUUUUAGCGAUUCAGACUUUUAUUGUUGAUUUUUGUGUCCCCUAUUUUUUUUAUCCACAAAACUAGAAAUGACAUCACUCAUCUUAAAGCACAUAGAAGAUAAUAGUACUGCUGAUAAGUAUUUUAUAAAAUAGUUCCACCUAGGAGAAAUUGAUGUAUUUAAAGUUUCCUCCACAUAUUAAAUUAUCUGUGUAUAUAUGACAGUAUUUGUACUUCAGCUGAAAGUAUAUGUGUUUUAGUUACACUUGAAUACAUUGAAUUGAAUUACUAGAGAUCAGCCCUUAUAAAGUAUAUAAAAAGAGACUGUAUGUAAUUUAUUACACAUGUAUAGAAUAGCAAAAUGUCAUUUCUAAAAGGAGAAAAUUCUUAUUAUUGAAUUUGAAAACUUAUGUCCAUUUUUUAAAACGAAAAUAAGUUUGGAGAAAGAGGCAAAUCGUAUAUUUUUUUGUCUACUUUCCUCCAUGUUAUUAACUCUUCGAGCUUUUGUGUUUUGUUGUUUUUAGCAAAUCGUCAGCUACAGGAGAUCGUGUGCAUGAUGACGCCAGGUUAGGUUCGCUAGUUCAUUGAGAUUUGAUGUUUUUCACAUCAACUGACAAUGUAAUUUAAUCAUGUGGUAAAAUCACAGUUUUAUAGAUGUUUUUUGAAUGUUGAGGGCACCCGUUUGCCUGUAUUUAUGAUCUUUUGUUAUGUUGUUUAUAUAUAUAUCGAUGUAAGAGAAUAUUAUUUGUCAGAUUCUAAGUUUCUUUUCUUUUCUUUUGUGUUGUGUUGUUAUUUAUGAAUAUCUUACUGUAUCACAAACCAAAAUGCUGUGGUGACUGCAGUUACAGUUUGCAUCAGAGCCACCGGUGUUUCCUUGUUUUUGACUUUGGUUCAAAUCUCUCUGGAAAAACAUCUGGCAGUUUCUUUCCUUUUUUGAAUUUUGCAGUUAAAUGAGUGAAUCUUACGGAUUUCCCUGAGGUACUGCCUACCACGUUUAUCCUGUUUUCUGCCAGCAAACUGAGGAACUGCUCCAAAUUUGAACAAUUUACGAAAUUCAAACAACAUGCAAGUGUGACCUACGAAUAUCACAUACACUUGUGUCCGAUGUCAAGCAAACAACAUCAGCGUCUUUCUCUGUAUUUCACUUGCUUUUGGUGUAACUGUGUUGUUCCCUCUAAUGUAUUAUUUUAUUAUUCUUUAUUUUAAAUCAAGAGUUGAUGCUGUUGUGUAAUAAUGAUUGUUUUUGUUUGUUUUAUCAGCAAUGCUAGAAACCAUAUUUGUAACUCAUUUGAAUCAUUAGGUUGGGCACAUGUUUGUGGAGAAGAGUGCACAUUUACUCACUGGAUGCUGAAGCGUGACGCUGAAAACCUUUUUGUACAUUAUCGUUUCAAAGCAACUGCAUUGAUUAUACAGGAUAUUUACCUCGUCCAUAUCCCAAUAUCAGCCGUUCAUUUGGUUUGUGAUUAGAGUUGCUUUGCUUUGAGAUUAUGUGUUCGUAUCUCUCUCUCUUUUUUUUCUACAAUGUUUGUUAUUAUCACAUAUACCAAGACAGCAGGCAACGCCACCUGUAAAUACCACCAUUAGAAAAAUAAAGACUACUAUUUUUCAAACCUGUAA
This is a messenger RNA of Solea senegalensis (Senegalese sole), 3303 nucleotides long. It is a transcript of the gene mapk14b, whose product is annotated as mitogen-activated protein kinase 14b. Lineage: Eukaryota; Metazoa; Chordata; Actinopteri; Pleuronectiformes; Soleidae. The record is from RefSeq and is a predicted model, not a curated record. Gene Ontology annotation, biological process: intracellular signal transduction; protein phosphorylation. Gene Ontology annotation, cellular component: nucleus; cytoplasm. Gene Ontology annotation, molecular function: ATP binding; MAP kinase activity. The coding region runs from base 371 to 1456 and encodes 361 amino acids. The transcript has 12 exons.